Molecule: messenger RNA, 1635 nt
Organism: Cotesia glomerata
Lineage: Eukaryota; Metazoa; Arthropoda; Insecta; Hymenoptera; Braconidae
Product: potassium voltage-gated channel subfamily H member 2-like
Exons: 8
Coding region: 108-1571 (487 amino acids)
Source: RefSeq, a predicted model, not a curated record
GAGUCGAGCUGCCAUUGCGUUUGAGAAGAAAAGACACAAUAAUUCUCAGCAUUGGUGGAUUUUGCAUCCCUACAGUAAACUUGGACAGAUUUUUUUGGGACAAAGUAAUGACUGUAGUGCUGCUGUACUUCUUCUUAACAGUCCCAUAUAUAAAAGCGUUUUUUCGUAUCUGCGACAGACCUCUGUAUAAUCAAGUGUACUAUGUUUACCCGGUGUUCACUGUUUGCACUUUUGAUGUCAUUGUUAGAUUCUUUACAGGUUAUGUUUCUCACGAUAAUCGGAUUAUUAUUAAUCCUACCAUGAUUGCUAGACAUUAUUCUCAGAAGUUUUUUCUCAUUGACUUGAUUUCUUCAAUACCUUACACCUGGUUCUUCAACGAUGACUUGAUUUCAUUAAAAGGAAACAACCAAAGGAAUUUCAUCGCCUUUAUUGGAGAACUUCUUCCUUUGUUAAAAAUUUUCCGACUGACCACUUUGCGAUACUACGUCAAGCAGAUCAAUUCUGAUUGGGGAUUUACCAGCUCAACAGAUACCGCCAUCUGGAUCUCAAUCCUAACAACUCUGAUCUUCCAUUGGAGCGCGUGCUUAACCUGGGCAUUUCCGUUUAUCGUGAUCCACGCAACACCUUUGCAGAAAAUAUCAAACUCAAAUGUCUACGCAAUUCAAAGCGGGUUGUACAAAAUGGAGGACACACUAAUUAUAUACAUCAACAGCUUGCACAUGGGCGUGAGUAACCUAAUAGGCUCGAGUUUCAUCGAGCUGCAAAAAAUUUCACCUUCUGACAAGCUUAUACGGUGUAUUCUUCUUCUCUUCGGAUCCAGUUACACUGUUUACUUGAUUGUGGUCAUCCUGCAGCUGAUAGAAUCUUCAGCAGAACCGGAGUUGAAGUAUCAAGACAUGAAACGUCAAAUCCGAGAAUAUAUUCACAAAAACGAUAUACCGCAAGAACUAGGGGACAAGUUUUUUUUGUACAAUCGAUAUCGGUUUCAAGGAAAUUAUUUCAAGGAGAGUACUAUUAUUAAUUCACUACCGAAUCACUUGAAGCAAGAAAUUUACAUAAGAUCAAAUAACGGAUUAUUAGAAAAAGCUAAAAUAUUCCAUAACUUGUCCAAGAGUUUGAUAUCUAAUCUCAUGACUGCACUCAAGCCGGUAGUUUACUUGAAGGAUGAUGUAAUUUACAAUUACAACACAGAGGGCGACUGUAUGUAUUUCAUAACAAGUGGAACCGUUGCGAUCAUCAACUACAAUGGCAAAGAAUUACAUUACCAUUUAGAAGAUGGCGACCAUUUUGGUGAAAGAUGUCUAGUAUCUUCAGCAAAACUUCGGGAGGUUUCGGCCAUUGCCGUAGAAACUUGUGAACUUCUUCGUCUUUACCGUCGAAACUUCAACCGGCUAAUUUUGCCGCACUCGGAGUUGCACGAUAGGUUAUCCAAAAUUUCUGAUAUCCGGGGGACGGAGAUAGAGUACUUGAACAAAUUGUCUAAAGAAGAAAUGACAUUAAAAAAGAGACGAAGCUCAGAACUUCGAAAGUUACUGAUGAGAACAGACGAUCUGACGGCGGACUUACCUUAAGAAGACUAUAAAUUAUCAAAUAUUUAUUAUAAAUCAUAAUAAUAAAUGAAGAAAUAAUUGACAA